CUUUCCCCGAACUCUACCUGUCACCGCAUCCCCCCCUCACGAUCGAUUCCUCCCCCCCAUCGUCCGCUCUCCUCGCUCAGAGCUCUCGACCUCGCACAGCUUUAAGCUGCUUUGCACCCGCGCCUGCCUAUCUAUCAAUUUGAUAGCUUCGAAUACCGCUCCCAUCCAAAUCGCAUCCCGAUCCCUCCGCCGCCGAGUCGAACACGCGCAAUGGCGCACAUCAGAGCUCGAGCUCCCCAGGCGGCUCUGCAGGGUCUGAGGGCCGCGAGCCCGGCCCCACGCCGCCGAUGCGUCGCCCUCGCCGGAGGCGCACGGCACAUGUCGAGCGAGCGCCGGCCCGAGAGGCCCGCGUCAAACGAGGAAAGGCAAGGUCGGUCGUUCCAGGGCCAGGUCGUCGGCAGCAUCACCCAGCGUCUGGCGCGCGAGAAGGCGGAGCGAGAGAGGUUUGCUGCUGAGCGCGAAAAGUCCGGCAACAGCAGGAACCUUGCCUAUACCUUUGUGCUACUCACCACAAUGGGCGUCUCGUACUACCUUGGCACUCUCGUCCCCCCUAGCCCCAGCGAAGAAUCGACCCUGCCGCUGGCCAAGACGAUCGCGCCGGUACACAAGCUGAACAAAGAGAACCUCGAGGCCGCCUGGGCCGACUUCGUCAGCAUCGUCGGCAAGGAUCAUGUCAGCACAACGGCCACGGACCUUGAGCACCACGCCGACUCAGAGUGGUCAUCACACUCGGCCAAGCCCGAGGAGCGUCCCUUCUGUGUCGUGUUCCCCAACUCGACGGAGGAGGUCUCACAGAUCAUGAAGAUCUGCCACCAGCGGCGCAUCCCCGUCGUCGGCUACAGCGGCGGCACCAGCCUCGAGGGCCACUUCACCCCGACCCGCGGCGGCAUCUCCAUCGACUUUGGCCGCAUGAACAAGGUCCUGAAGCUGCACCAGGAGGACCUCGACGUCGUCGUGCAGCCGGCCGUCGGCUGGGAGUCACUCAACGACCAGCUCGCGCAGACGGGACUUUUCUUCCCGCCCGACCCGGGCCCGGGCGCCAUGAUCGGCGGCAUGAUCGGCACGGGCUGCAGCGGUACCAACGCCUACCGCUACGGCACCAUGCGCGAGUGGGUUCUUAGUCUGACCGUUGUGUUGGCCGACGGUACCGUCAUCAAGACGCGCCAGCGCCCGCGCAAGAGCUCCGCCGGCUACGACCUCACCAAGCUCUUCAUCGGCUCCGAGGGCACCCUGGGUCUGGUGACCGAGGCGACGCUAAAGGUCACGACGAAGCCCGCCUCCACGUCGGUCGCCGUGUCGGCGUUCCCAACGAUUCGCGACGCGGCCAACUGUGUCGCCAAGGUCGUCGCCGCCGGUAUCCCCGUCGCCGCCGUCGAGAUCCUCGACGACCUGCAGAUGCAGUGCAUCAACAAGGCCGGCAUGACAAGCAAGGCGUGGGCUGAGGCACCAACGCUCUUCUUCAAGUUCGCCGGCACGGAGACGGGCGUCAAGGAGCAGGUGGCGCUGGUGAAGCAGCUGGCAUCCCGGUCCGGCAGCAAGACGUUCGACUUCGCCAAGAGCGAGGAGGAGCAGCAGGAGCUCUGGAGCGCGCGGAAGGAGGCGCUGUGGAGCACCAUGGCCGUCAAGCGUGAGGGCGACCACGUGUGGACGGGCGACGUGGCAGUGCCGACGAGCCGGCUGCCGGACAUCAUCGAGGAGACGAAGGAGGCCAUGGCCAAGAGCGGGCUGUUCGGGACCAUUGUCGGACACGUCGGCGACGGCAACUUCCACACGAUCCUGCUCUACAACGACCAGGAGCGCAAGCGGGCCGAGCACCUCGUGCACAACAUGGUCAAGAGGGCCGUCGAGAUGGAGGGAACUGUCACGGGCGAGCACGGCGUUGGUCUCGUCAAGAGAGACUACCUCCCCCACGAGCUGGGCGAGACGACAGUCGACACCAUGAGACAGAUCAAGAAGGCCCUCGACCCCCUUUGCCUGCUCAACUGCGAUAAGGUUGUCAGGAUCCAGCCGCCCAAGGCGGGCGAGGUCAGCGAGUGGUAAAGCGGAAGCGGCUGUAGGCUGCGACGUAGACAUAACGAAGAGUUGCUCGAACUACGUCUAGAUCUGAGUCUUGGGUUGUAGGUGUAGGAUUAGGGUGGACGCGACACAGACUUAGCCAGCACCAUUAACCCCUGUACAUAUAUAUCUCCCUGAUGCGCCGGUAUGGCUGGCGCACAAUGCAACAUGCGUUCAAAGUUGAGGCAAUCGGUCCUCUGCUCGGUGUUCAACCUCUCUUUUUCUGACCGCUGGAUCGCGGUCUGCGAAUGAAAC
Messenger RNA from Colletotrichum destructivum, 2310 nucleotides. RefSeq names its product Putative FAD-binding oxidoreductase/transferase, type 4, FAD-linked oxidase-like protein. Lineage: Eukaryota; Fungi; Ascomycota; Sordariomycetes; Glomerellales; Glomerellaceae. Gene Ontology annotation, biological process: lactate catabolic process. The record is from RefSeq and is a predicted model, not a curated record. Gene Ontology annotation, molecular function: FAD binding; D-lactate dehydrogenase (NAD+) activity; D-lactate dehydrogenase (cytochrome) activity. Gene Ontology annotation, cellular component: mitochondrion. Bases 211 to 2040 code for a protein of 609 amino acids. The transcript is spliced from 4 exons.